Kockovaella imperatae is the source of this 2394-nucleotide messenger RNA. RefSeq names its product major facilitator superfamily domain-containing protein. Gene Ontology annotation, biological process: transmembrane transport. The transcript has 10 exons. The coding region runs from base 160 to 1935 and encodes 591 amino acids. NCBI's taxonomy places the organism in Eukaryota, Fungi, Basidiomycota, Tremellomycetes, Tremellales, Cuniculitremaceae. The record is from RefSeq and is a predicted model, not a curated record. Gene Ontology annotation, molecular function: transmembrane transporter activity.
GAUUGAUCAUCGAGGUCUAUUGGUCGUGGCUAUAUUCAUCCUUGUAUCAUCAUUUGGAACCACUUGGGGCACGAAGUUCGCGCACGAUACAUGUGUCAAUCCCUGUCGGAAUAUACAAUCACCUAUAUCUAGACACAUCUCAGAAGCAUUCAUAAUAAUAUGGCCCCAAAUCGCCGCAUCGAGGACUCAUCGGCCGAGCCAUUUCCAAGUGAUCUCUCAGAGACGGCACCGGUAUAUGGGGAUGAAGAAAAGGGCUUUGGUGAUUCUCGCGAGGGAUCCCGACGAGCUGGCUCAUCCGGAUCAUUGCACAAGGAUGAAUCGAGUCCUGAUGGUAUUUCCGGAAGCAAAGAAGAGAGACGAUCGGGUAGAGGGAAAGAGAGAGCCAAGCAUGGUAAAGGUUUGACAGAGGGAGAUCAAGAUGUGGAGGAUCUACCAGAUAACAAUCUCGUGCUGGUCAUGCCAGCUAUCGGUCUAGUCCUCUUCCUCGCUGCGUUGGAUAUGUCGAUCGUCGCGACGGCCUUGCCCACCAUCGCGGAAGACCUUCACGCCAGUCCAUCAGAGUAUGCCUGGGUCGGAACUUCAUACACACUCGCCAUGACGCUUCAAACACCUAUCAACGGUCGUGUUUCCGACAUCAUAGGUCGUAAGCCUUUGGUCUACGCUGCCAUUGUCAUUUUCUUGGUCUUCUCUGCUUUAUGUGGUGCAGCGAAAAACAUGACCUGGUUAAUCACGGCGAGAGCAUUCCAAGGUCUGGGUGGAGGUUCAAUCAUCAGCAUGAGUAACAUUCUCGUAUCGGAUAUCGUACCUCUACACCAACGGCCUCUGUACCAAGGCUGGCUAGGUGGGACAUGGGGCAUUGCCUCUGUCUUAGGUCCGAUUCUUGGUGGUCUGCUCACGACGAAAGCAUCUUGGAGAUGGACCUUUUACAUCAACUUGCCCACUUGCGGGAUCGCUCUGGUCCUGUUGAUUUUCACGCUCAAAUUGAAUCCAACUAAGAAACUCACAUUUUCUCAACUCAAACAGACUUUUGACUUUCUCGGAUUACUUCUCAUCAUGUCUGGCGGAGCCAUCCUCAUCGUUGGAUUCGCCCAAGCUGCCGACUACGGAUUCGAUCAGCCUUCCUCCUACGCUCUGAUCAUCGUCGGUGUGAUCCUCCUUGCCGGUGCGAUCGUCAACUUUUUGACUACCAAACGGAACGCCAUUAUCCCCGCUAGAAUCUUUAAGAAUCGAACGACAUUUUUCUUCCUCACUGGAUCCAUGUUACAGGCUGUAGCGUUCCUCCCGGCGAAUUAUCUCUUGCCGCAAUUGUUCCAGGGUGUCAGAGGUUCAGACGCUCUUCAAUCAGGCAUUGAGCUCUUACCUUUUGCUUGUACCGUCGCGUGGUCAACGGUCGUUGCUGGCCAGAUCAAUACUCGAUUACGCAUUGUCAGACCUGUCGCUUGGUUCGGGUACGGUCUCGCAGCUAUUGGAUUUGGCAUGUUUUACAGAUUUUAUCGAUACCCGUUCUCAGAGUCCCUUCAGCUUGGUCUAGAGGCCAUCGUUGGGGUUGGAAUCGGCUUAUCUCUCGCUGUACCCAUCAUUAUCCUCCAAGCUGCGAUGCCUCUCAAGGAAAUGGCAGCGGCGACGAGUGCCUGGAGUCUCAGUCGAUCUCUAGGAGGAAGUAUAGGUCUCGCGGUGUUCACCGCUGUACUCAAUAGCGAGCUUCGAAGCCGAUUCGCCAAGAUUCCAGGAUACGGAACAGAAUUUCAAGUCCCAGAAUCUAUAUCGGGCUACAAAGCCUUGCAUGACCUCCCAAAUGGACCGACAAAAGAUGCCGUCCUUGGUGCAUUUGCAGAUUCCCUAGGGACAUGUUGGUUGAUCGAUAUGGGUUUGUUAUUGGCAGCUUUGCUGGUGAGUAUGUGGACAAAACCCCAAACGGCUUCCGUCACUGUCUAGGAUCAUGUUUCUGGACUGACUAGGACAAAUUCUAUUAGAUGACAUUAUGGACUCGCUCGUAUUCUCUCAACAGGGCCCAAGGUCAAAAAGCCCCAGCCAGGACUCCGACCACCGAGGAUCAGGCGGUGGCCAGCGAAGAAGGACAAGAUGCUGAAGACGCUAAUGCUUCAGAAGGCACGCAGAAGGAUCAGGAAAAAGUCCAGAGUGCUCCUGCUUCCGCCACUCUUGAGCCGACGAAGAGAGAUCGCAAGACCUCCUCUGUCUCUGAAGCGAGAGGAGGUAUCGGAACGCCUCUAAGCGAGCGAACGGCAGUGGAAUCGACGUGAAAGAAUCUCUCACGUUCUGCUCUUUUCCAUCAACAAAGAUACUUUGGGUCGUUCAUACCGUCCAGUACGAGGCUCUCUCAUAUCUCUCUGCAUGUAUCCAUUAGUGCCACUGCCCGCGAAUGCUCUUCCCAAG